GGGCGUGGCACGGCGCGCGGCGACCCGGGAGGCGUGGCCUCCGCGGCUGCGGCUCGUAGUCGCUUCUCCCCUCCCCCCCUCCGGCACUUGUGAGUGACAGGCGGGUGCUGAGGAGCUGAGAGGACGAAGAGUCGCCGUCGCAAAAGAAGCCGCCUUUGUUUUUGCUAGCGUGAGCGUUUGUGCCUCGUUCUCCUCCGUCGCCCCUUCGCGGUGCUAUGAGGCGGCCCUGACGGGGGGCACAGCAACCCGCCGGCCCUCCCCUCGUCUCCUCUCGCCCCGGUCCCCAUUCCCUCGUCCUCGCCUCAGCUCAGCCCAACGAAGCCCGGCGCGGCGGCGGAGUCUGGGCUCCUCACCCGCCCCCCGAUGACUGCGGCAAACUGCGGCGGCGCCAACGACGAGUUCGACUUCAGGCUCAUCUUCGGGGAGGACGCGCAGCAGCCGGGGCCGGGGCCGCCGCCACUUGGGCCUGCCGCCGCCGUCUCAGGAGCAGCAGCAGAUCUUGAACCUGAUGACUGUGCUUCUGUGUGCAUCUUCAAUGUAGACCACUCAUCUGUAAAUCAUCCUAUUUGUAUCCCUUGUCAUGGAUUUCAGUCACAUCCUUCCCCUUUGUCUUCACCUACUAGACAGCAGGGUCUUAAAAGCUAUGAAGGAACAUGUGAAAUACCAGAAUCCAAAUACAGUCCAUUAGGUGGUCCUAAACCAUUUGAGUGUCCUAGUAUUCAAAUUACAUCUAUCUCUCCUAAUUGUCAUCAAGGAAUAGAAGCCAGUGAAAAUGAAUUGCACACAAAUGGCCCUCAAAAUGAAUAUAUGGAAAGGCCUUCAAGGGACCAUUUGUAUCUUCCUCUAGAGCCAUCUUACAGAGAAUCGUCCCUUAGCCCAAGUCCUGCCAGCAGCAUUUCCUCCCGAAGUUGGUUUUCUGAUGCCUCCUCUUGUGAGUCAAUCUCUCAUAUUUAUGAUGAUGUGGAUUCAGAACUGAAUGAAGCUGCUGCUCGAUUUACACUUGGAUCACCUUUGGCAUCUCCUGGAGGUUCGCCAAGGGGCUGUCCAGUGGAUGAACCUUGGCAACAAUCUUAUGGAUAUGGACAUGCCUUGUCACCUAGACAAUCUCCUUGUCAUUCUCCUAGGACUAGUAUCACAGAUGAAAAUUGGCUUAGUCCUAGGCCAACCUCAAGACCAUCAUCAAGGCCUACAUCGCCAUGUGGGAAACGGCGACAUUCUAGUGCUGAGAUCUGUUACGUUGGUUCACUUUCUCCUCACCAUUCUCCAACCCCAUCUCCAGGACACUCCCCAAGGGGAAGUGUAACAGAAGACACAUGGCUAAAUUCUUCUCUCCAUGGUCUGACUCCUGGUCUUUCACCUUUUCAGUGUUGUGCAGAGACUGACAUCCCUCUUAAAACAAGAAGGACCUCUGAGGAUCAAACUGCCAUUAUAUCAGGAAAAAUAGAGCUUUGUUCUGAAGAACAGGGUAGUUUAUCAGCAUCACUUGAAGCAGCAAUAGAUGAUAGCUCUGGAUCCCAGCAUAUGUUAAAAAAAGACUUGUCUGGUGAUCAAUUCCUUUCUGUUCCUUCACACUUUACCUGGAACAAACCAAAGCCUGGCCAUACUCCUAUCUUUCGCACAUCUUCGUUGCCUCCCCUAGACUGGCCUUUGCCUACUCAAUAUGGACAGUGCGAACUGAAAAUAGAAGUUCACCCAAAAACUCAUCAUAGAGCACAUUAUGAGACUGAAGGCAGCAGAGGAGCUGUAAAAGCAUCUACUGGUGGGCAUCCUGUAGUGAAGCUCCUGGGUUAUAGUGAAAAACCAGUAAACCUACAGAUGUUCAUUGGGACAGCAGAUGAUCGUUACUUACGGCCACAUGCCUUUUACCAGGUGCACAGGAUCACAGGCAAAACAGUUGCUACUGCUAGUCAAGAGAUAAUUAUUGCUAGCACAAAGGUCUUGGAAAUUCCACUUCUUCCUGAAAACAGUAUGUCAGCCAGUAUUGAUUGUGCAGGUAUUUUGAAACUCCGCAAUUCAGACAUAGAACUCCGUAAGGGGGAGACAGAUAUUGGAAGGAAAAAUACAAGAGUGCGACUUGUGUUUCGAGUACACAUCCCACAGCCUAAUGGAAAAGUCUUGUCCCUUCAAGCUGCUUCAAUACCUGUUGAAUGCUCUCAGAGAUCGGCUCAAGAACUUCCUCAGAUAGAGAAAUACAACAUCAAUAGUUGCUCAGUAAAUGGAGGCCAUGAAAUGGUUGUUACUGGGUCGAACUUCCUUCCAGAAUCAAAAAUAAUAUUUCUUGAAAAGGGGCAAGAUGGACGGCCCCAGUGGGAGGUAGAAGGGAAAAUAAUUAGAGAAAGGAGUCAAGAGGCUACAAUUGUUCUUGAAGUUCCUCCAUACCACAACAAAACAAUUACAUCUGCUGCCCAGGUGCAGUUCUAUGUUUGCAAUGGCAAGAGGAAAAAAAGCCAGUCUCAGCAUUUUACUUACACUCCAGUCAUACUGAAGCAAGAGAACAGAGAUGAAAUGGAUUUGUCUUCAGUUCCAUCGUUAUCCUUGACGCGUUGUACAGGUGUUAAAGGACUUGCUUCUCUUCAAACUCAGCUGCCUUCCCCAGAUCCAGGGCUCUCACAUGAUAGUUUACUUUCUACUUCACCCAGGAGCCUUGUAUGCCCAGUCCAGCAAACAUACACAACCAUGGUGUCCUCACCAGUAUCCCAGUUAUCACACAUCCAAAGUAGAAACAUAAGUCCAGGUGAAGAGCAUCCUGUUUUGUCUCCAGCUGUAGCCCACCAAUCUUUUCAGGUUACAUUAGCGCCUUCUGUGAGGCCUUCCUACCAGCCUAUGCAACCUAAUGUAAUGUUUAACGGGCAGUCUGGUCUUCCCAUGAACUCUGCCUCCUCCAGCCAAGGAUAUAAUGCAAUUUCAUUUCAGCAAGAUGCAGCCAUACCUUCAUUGAUAAACCUUAGCUGCCAGUCUCUACCACCAAUGCCGUAUCAUUCUUCAAGUCCAGGUUCAGUGUCAACUUCAGCUGCAACAGGAGGUCAUCCUUCUGCACACCCGGCUCAUUCAAGACAAUCAUCGCCUCAUCUGCAAUCAGUGGGGUACCAUUGUCCAAAUCCUCGACAAAGUUCUGUCUCUUCUGCAAUGACUUCGUCCCUUGGACACCCUUCCACACAGUUGCAGCAGGUGACAUACCAUUCUUCAAAUCCAGGUAACACUUCAUCACCAUCCCCAAAAUCUUCUCAUUCUUUGGGCCAUUCACCACGAUCUGGGCCAUCUUCUCCACAAGUGCAUCCUAUGCCUUACCAAACUCCUAGCUCAGGACCUGCUUCAUCCUCUCCUCCUCCAACUGCUGUUAGUCACUCCGGACAACAGUCCCCACAGGCUCACAGCCCAGGUUUGGGAGAAAUUUCUGAAGCUUCAUCUUUGAUGCUUCAUAACAUAUGUGACACAUCUCCAUUUUCACCAGAGGGAUCGGCUGUUAACAUUAAACCCGAACCUGAAGAUCGAGAGUUGAAUUUUCAGACAAUGGGGCUGCAAGACAUUACCUUAGAUGAUGUGAAUGAAAUCAUCGGAAGAGACAUGUCACAGAUCUCGGUGUCCCAUGGAGCAGGGGCAGCCAGCCAUUCUCCACAUGUAUGUCCUGCAUCUCUGGAGACAGGAAUAUCGGAUGGAGUUCAGUAGCUUGGGACGUAGCGAUCCAGAAAACUUGGCACUUUCCCUCUGAAUAAUGCUUCAUUCCCCACCCUUAGAUUUACUGUGCUUCCGACUUUGUGGCCUUGAUGAUCUGGAACAGUGGAUCCUUGCAUAGCUGUUCUGGGAGUGUGGGGGAGGAAGGGUUGCACUUCUGGCUUCCUAGGAUGCUGUAAAAAUUACUUACUAAAAAUGGACAUCAAGAAGCAACCCCAAGAUACUUUAACCUUGAAAAAAAUACCAAUGAGCUCAGCUUGUUUUGUGCAUUUAAUAGAAUAUGUUUAUAUUAAGUUCUUAAUUGUAUGGAGAAAUAUAGUUUUGCUCUCAAUAUGCACAGUACUGAAUGUGGGGAUUUUUUUUUUUUAAAAAAAUACACAUUGUCAUAUGCUGCUUUUCCUUAGAGACAUUAGGACUGUAAUAUAAAUUUGUAUACCUUUUUGGGGAAUCUUUUUGAAGAGCCUUUAAGCUUAUAUUGUUCAAAAGAGAACUUUUUUUAUAAUGAAAUCUUCCAGAGGCACAAAAGUACCUGUCAUCUUAAGCCAAUGCCUUGGAAGUCUUGUGUAUAAAAAAAAUAGCAUUUUCUUUGGAUUUUUAGGAAGCAAAGCCAAAUGUAGGUCUGUGUUCUUUAUACACUGAAAAUCUUUGGUAGGCUGCAAAGAGACCAUUCCAGCAUGCAAAUAUUGGGAUAAAAAUAACAUUCCAAAAUCUAACUUUUAUAACUUUAUACCCCUUGGUAGCACAGGGCCUUCUAAAUGAAAGUUUUUUUCUUGUUCAGAACAGUUUGUAUAAAUGCUCAUUUUUAAAGAGAGAACCAAGAUUUUUGGAUGUUAAAAAGCCAUGCUCUAUAAGGAAACUUUUUGGUCAGAGUAGUUUUAAGUACGGGUUGUCCCCGCUAUCUUGAAAUCCCUCAGGUAGGGCUUUUCACUUAGUCCAUGUUUUUUCUGGUAGAUAAAUCCAGUUUUUAUCUCUUGUUAUACUUGUUUCUUAAAAUAUUUUAUUGAUAGCAUUGUGACACUUCUGUUCAUGGGAGUUCCUCCUCUACGAAAUUUGAUUAGUCCCGGUAUGUAAUAAAGUAAUAUAACAGGCUUCGAUAAAUCAGUGAAACAUAUUUCAGAUUUUGAAAAAUUCUCUAGACCCUCAUGCUUGUUGUACUUAACACUGCUAACAAAGGCGGCUUACUCUAGUAGUCAGCAAUGAUUAGGGCACUACCCAGAUGAACUUCUCUUGUGCAAACACCAUUGAAAUUAAUGGGGCUUGUGCCCUUCUGUACUCCUCUUGCACUUCCAGUAGCCCACACCAUCAAGGACUAAUGUUUACACUACAUUGUGAAAUCUCAGACCUUUGCAUAGAAGAAUCAGGAGUGGGGCUGAAACUGCCUAGUGAAACAACUGUGUUAGUAUUUCAUACAAUGGUGAGCCAUUAUGAUUUGGAACACGCAGCGGUAAACAGAAUCCAACCAUUUAGGAUCAGAAUUCUCACUAGAUAGUUUAUUUCUGUUGCUCUGUGUAUGGCUAUUGAGUUCUGGUAAAAAGUGAAAAUCAAGAUUAUUCAGCUUUGGCUAGUCAAACAGAAUGAGGGACUCCAAAUUGUAAAGAACAUUAAGAGGAUUUUUGAAAGCCACGAAGUGAAGAUAAAUCCAACUCUCAUUCUGUUGUAAAAACAUUGCAACAUAAGUCUUAACUGCAUCUGAAGUCUUGAUUCCUGUAAAUAUGGUCAGCAGUAAUAGGAGCUUUUUAUACUUAUGCCGUUGCCAACCUGCUUACCACUAACAGAGUUGAAAUACCGUGCUGUGGGAACACCACAGGAAACAUGAAUGGGAAACCCAAUGAGUUUUAAGCAGUUUCCUGUGCAGAGAACAUUGUAAUAAAUAGUAAUAGUAAGUAUUAUUAUUGUAAUCAUCAUCUUGUAAGUUGUUUGUUACCCAAAGGUUUCCAAUCAACUUACAACAUAUUUAAAAACAUAAAUAUCAUGAAAAUAGAACAAAACAACCCCCAUAACAGACACAGGAAGUUUUGGCAGCACACAGUCUUUCAGAAGCCUGGGGGGGGGGGAAUACUCUACCUGGUGCCAAAAAGAAGGUGCCAGGCAUACCUCACCGGGGAGAGUGUUCCACAGACGGAGCCACAACUGAAAAGGUCUUACCAUCCUCCAAGCCUCCCUCAGAGGGAAGACCUGGAGAAGGGCCUCAAAUGAAAAUCUGAGGGUUUGGAUAGGUUCAUAUUGGGAGAGGCGUUCCAGAAGAUGUUGGGGUCCUGAGCCUUAAAGAGCUCAGGACCCCAAUAAGCCUCUUUUUAGUUAUUCAGAGGGGAACUGAUAGAUGUUGGCCCAACCGGCAAUGUUCUGCUGACCAGAUUUGUCACUUACACUGCCAGUUGCCUACCAUUCAAUGUAAACUAUAGUAAAGUAAAAUAUAGUAGAGAUGUCUUUGCUCACUUUCAGCGGAAGCAUGAUGCCUGUCUUCAGCAAAGUUCCAAUCAAGUUUAGAAUAAAUAUUUAAACAUAAAGAGUCAAAACAAGCUUUGGGGGGUUAGAAUCUCUAUUUCAAGAGGGAAGGAAGCGGCCUUCAUAUGAGCAGCUAUCUCAAAUGCUUUAAUCGGGUGGAUAUCACAUUUGAGUAGCUCUUAAAUUCAUGCAGAGCCCCCAGUAGAUUUGCUUUUAAUUAACUCUUUGAGAGAUGUAACAUUUUCAUUUGUUCUGCGGUUACUAGAUUGCCAUGUGUAAAUACGAGAAAUCAAAGAAGCAGUUCUGUCAUUUGGAGAAGAUAGUCUCUCUGUAGUGCUGCUUUGCAAGUAAGUCUGUCUCCUGUUCACAGAACCUAAACAGUUUAUAAAUACUGUAUAGAAGCCGAAGUAAGGCUAGUUACACAUGUAGCUCUUCACUCCUUUUUAAAUUUCCUAAGCCUUUUCGUGCAUAGUUUGAUGGUUGCUGUAUUACAGUUCUCACUCCAUAAGUUACAAUGUGUCUGUAGUAACCAAUGAUUUCAGGGAGAUUUCAUGUUUUCAGAGCUUUCAGUACUCUUUGGGGUUUUAUGCUCCUUGAUGGUGUGCGGUAUAGCCUCUUCUCCCUCUAGGUCCUCCUGAGUAGUUUUGAAUUUAUAUUGUACCUAAAAUAUGGGAAUCCAAACAAUCCCAAGUUGCUAUGCACUAAGUGACCAAUCCACCAAGUGCUGCAGUGUUACGGCCUCUCCCCAUUUCAGCAGUUUGCACAGGAGUCCCUUGUAAGCUGCUGAAACACAUGGAGAUUUUGCAGCAAUAGAGAUUGAUGGAUUGUUCACAAAAUCUUCUGAUGCCUUUAAAUGCCUUGAUGCCUGUAGAUGUAGAAAUGCUUUCCUAUUGAAAACAAAAACAUAGACUGUGGGUACUAAAAAUUGUUGGUUUUGCCUUGUAAACACUUCAGUGUAAGGGUCUUAAUUUUAUUUUUUGCUUGUGUGAUGCUAUAGGUGAAAGACUGUUAAUCUUGUGUUUAUGUAGUGGAUAUAAAAGCACAUGAUCUCCAUUGGACUAUGCAACUUACAAUUUGCAGCAGCAGCCUGUGACUGGCACUUUGGCAUCUACCUUCCUAGCCUCUCUGGCCUCCAAAUCUACGAUUGCUUUCUAUGCCGAUGUCCAACUUUUUAAAUAUUAUGGAAAGCAUUAAUAAUAUAACUCAACAGAAAGAAUGGAGGCUUUUCUUAAUCAAAUGAGGGGGCAGUGUAUGGCCCAUUGGAUAUGGGCUACUAAAAGUAGUUUUGGCUUUACCAAAGUUUGACCACAAUCUGGCACUCAUUGUAAUAAACUCUUCAUCAGAGAAAUGGUACUGCCAUCCUUUGUAAACCAAAGAUUAAAGAAGAAAGACAAAAUUUUGUUCGUAUGCAAGCAAAACUUUGAAAACUCUAUUUUUGAUACACAGAAUAAAUAUCAUUCCUUGAGAGGUUUGGAGAUUGUUCAAAUUGAAGUUUUAUAUUUAACCAUGUGGGACAACAAUGAUUUAAGACUAAAGGUUACAUUCUAGAUGUUUACAGAGCCUUGUAAUUUCAUGUACAUUUUGUGUAUUAAACCUUUUGUAAGUUAUGAUUGCAGUGCUACAUGCAGAAAUACAAAGGGAAAAACUUGCAUUUUAGGCUCUUGAAUCAUAGUGUUGAAAUAAAGAAGAAAAUGCAUAAAAGUGUGUCUCUCCAAUGAAGU
This is a messenger RNA of Rhineura floridana, 7838 nucleotides long. It is a transcript of the gene NFATC3, whose product is annotated as nuclear factor of activated T cells 3. NCBI's taxonomy places the organism in Eukaryota, Metazoa, Chordata, Lepidosauria, Squamata, Rhineuridae. Gene Ontology annotation, biological process: cytokine production; regulation of transcription by RNA polymerase II; calcineurin-NFAT signaling cascade. Gene Ontology annotation, molecular function: RNA polymerase II cis-regulatory region sequence-specific DNA binding; DNA-binding transcription factor activity, RNA polymerase II-specific; transcription factor binding. The transcript has 10 exons. The record is from RefSeq and is a predicted model, not a curated record. Gene Ontology annotation, cellular component: transcription regulator complex. Bases 364 to 3666 code for a protein of 1100 amino acids.